This is a messenger RNA of Dujonia railenensis, 1860 nucleotides long. Lineage: Eukaryota; Fungi; Ascomycota; Pichiomycetes; Serinales; Debaryomycetaceae. The record is from the annotation of a GenBank genome assembly.
AUGACUGAAAAGCGCUUGAACGAUGAGUCCGAAAAUUCAGACAACUCCGUCAAAAGAGUAGACCAUUUUGCCAAAGGUGUCGCACCAAUCAAGCCUGAGUAUCUUGUUACUCAAAAUGAUAACGAAUCUGCCUCAGUCAUUGAUGAUUACAACGACGACGAGGCAGAAGGAGGAGACCGUCAGGAAGAAGCACCUGCUGCUAGUGGUAAGGGACGUAAGAGAAAGGGUCAAAAUAAAAAUCGUGAUUUGAGACAGCAACAUGAAGAUGUCAGACUUUGUUCGAGUCUUGUAGACCCAGAUUCUGGAAGAGUGUGUCAGUUUGGUCCAGCUGGUUGUAGAAAUUGUCACGAUAUAGACGAAUACUUUUCCCAUAAGCAAGAAGAUAUUGAAGGCACUUGUCCUGUAUUCUCUGCUAUUGGGUACUGUCCUCUGGGAUUGAAAUGUAGAUGGUUGGGAAGUCACUACAAUAAGGAAACUAAAAAGUUGGUGAAGGACUUGGAAAGACAGGAACAGGCCAGGGGCGUCAAUGUCGAAGUCAAUAAGAUUUCCACCGAAAGCAAACUUUUGCUACAAAAGAAAAAGUACACCUUUGAGUUAGCUAACAAGUAUAUUCCAUACUUGGACAGCUUAGUCCAAAACGAUGAGAACAUCGCUAAGCAAAAGGAAAGAGAAGAGUUAGCAAAGGAUAACGCUGCCAGCUACGUUGAGGCACCAUUCAAGGUGUCUGAGAAGAAAAGACUUCAUUUGAAAAAUGCCAAGAUCGUAUCUCCUUUGACUACUGUGGGUAAUUUGCCAUAUAGAAGACUUAUGAAGACGUUGGGAGCAGACGUUACUUACUCUGAGAUGGCUUUAGCCCUUCCCUUAUUGCAAGCCACUAAUGCCGAAUGGGCUUUACCUAAGGCCCAUAAAUCUGAAUAUCCUGGAUUUGGUGUUCAAAUUGCUACUUCUAAGCACUGGGCUGCCGCUAAGGCUGCUGAAGUUAUCUAUCGUGAAACCACUGAUGUCUCAGAAAUUAAUUUGAACUGUGGUUGUCCAAUCGAUCUUCUCUACAGACAGGGUCAAGGAUCAGCUCUCAUGGAGCAACCAGCAAGACUUGUUAGAAUUCUUAAAGGAAUGAAUGCAUGCUCAGGAGACAUCCCAGUGACUUUCAAGGUUAGAUUAGGAACCAAAGAUGGACAUAACAAUGCUAAACAAUUAGUAAGUAGAGUGUUGGCUGAAAACACUGUUGCUGCCAUUACCUUACAUGGUAGAACAAGGCAACAAAGAUACACUAAGGAAGCGGAUUGGAAUUAUAUCUCUGAAGUUGCACAAAUAGUCAAUAACUAUAACCAAGGACAAGAAGAUUCCACCGGAGCAAAAGACUCUCAUGAAGCUGUACCAACCCAGUUUGUUGGUAAUGGUGAUAUCUAUAACUUCGAAGAUUGGCAUAAUGCUACUUCAUUACCUGGAGUGGACUCGGUGAUGGUUGCCAGAGGAGCUCUCAUCAAGCCAUGGAUCUUUGAGGAAGUAGAAGCACAACAGUACUUGGAUAAGUCUGCAACAGAGAGAUUGGCUCAACUUGAACAAUUCUCUAAAUUUGCCAUUGAGCAUUGGGGCUCAGAUGAGUAUGGUGUAGGGUUAGCAAGAAGGUUUAUGUGUGAGUUUAUUAGUUUCACUCACAGAUAUAUCCCAGUAGGAAUAAUGGAAAGGUUACCAGCAAAACUUAACCAAAGACCACCGAUGUGGAAGGGAAGAAAUGAAUUAGAGACUUUGUUGGGUUCCAAGGACUACAGGGACUGGAUUAAGAUCACCGAAAUGUUUUUAGGAAAGGCAAGUAAGAACUUCCUGUUUACUCCAAAGCACAAGAGUAAUUCCAACUAA